UUUUAACCCAAACAGGGUUUACUAAAAAAACAAAUCAACAAAUAUAUUGUCGCAAUAAGAUUACUCACGGAGCGCAAAAGUGAUGAUACCUUUCAGAGUAAACGGGCAACGCUCGGCAAUGACGGAGACGCGGAGUCCCGUUAAAAACGGCCCCUCAUUCCCCUCAUUCCCCUCAUCGCCAACCUGCCGUAUUAUUUUAUAAUACAGAAGGAUCCUCCCUCCGCCCGAAUCGUCUCCUUUCCCUUUUCUCUUCUUCUCCCCACACAUUCGUCUCCCAUUCACCAUCUUAAUAUCUAAUACAGCGACACUAUGUCCGUCACAACGAAAGCCACAAUCGCCUCUUUCGGCGGCAAAUUGCUGAAACUCAGCCAUGCCGCCAAAUCCACCAAGUGCGAGAUGAACUUCAACCUCUACCUGCCGCCGCAGGCCGCGACGCAGAAGGUCCCUGUGUUGAUCUAUCUGUCUGGAUUGACUUGUACAGCCGACAACUGCUCCGAGAAGGGAUUCUUCCAGCACGGUGCGAGCAAAAAGGGAAUCGCAGUGCUGUACCCGGACACCAGCCCCAGAGGACUGGAAGUUCCGGGGGAGAAUGAUGCGUGGGACUUUGGUACCGGCGCCGGCUUCUAUGUCAAUGCUACCAAGGCACCGUACGACAACGGAUACAACAUGUACAGCUAUGUAACCGAGGAGUUGCCUCAAACUGUCUUUGCUGCUUUCUCGCAGCUGGAUUCGAGCCGGGUUAGCAUCACUGGCCACAGUAUGGGUGGCCACGGUGCUCUUACUUUGUUCCUCCGUAACCCCGGCAAGUACAAGUCGGUGUCCGCCUUUGCGCCCAUCUCCAACCCCAUCAACUGCCCCUGGGGCCAGAAGGCAUUCUCCGGAUACCUGGGCGAUGACCAGCAGAAGUGGAAGGAGCACGAUGCGACCGAGCUCAUCAAGCAGUGGAAGGGCCCGCUGGAUGUACUCAUCGAUGUGGGAACUGGCGACAACUUCUACAAGCAGGGCCAGCUUCUCCCCGAGAACCUGGAGAAGGCCGCCAAGGAGGCCGGCGUCGAGGGCGUCAAGGUCCGCUACCAGCCCGAUUACGACCACAGUUACUUCACGAUGGCGACCUUCUCGGAUGACCACGUCGAGCAUGCCGCCAAGUACCUUCUCCAAUAAGUCGAAAUAUUAUAUAACCCCUGCGAAUCGCUUGUUGUGCGCAUGUGUACUUUCUGUUGGCUUUUUCUGAUAGUGGUUAAGCGAUUGGCAGGCCAAAUCAAUGAUAUGAGGAAUGAAUAUAUACAAGGAUCCUUAAGGGAGAAAAUGUGAAUGUGUAGGUAGACGAGACAUUCCCCGUAGUCAGCA
Molecule: messenger RNA, 1347 nt
Organism: Aspergillus campestris IBT 28561
Lineage: Eukaryota; Fungi; Ascomycota; Eurotiomycetes; Eurotiales; Aspergillaceae
Product: S-formylglutathione hydrolase
Exons: 5
Coding region: 310-1161 (283 amino acids)
Biological process (GO): formaldehyde catabolic process
Cellular component (GO): cytosol
Molecular function (GO): S-formylglutathione hydrolase activity
Source: RefSeq, a predicted model, not a curated record